Molecule: messenger RNA, 1975 nt
Organism: Suncus etruscus (white-toothed pygmy shrew)
Lineage: Eukaryota; Metazoa; Chordata; Mammalia; Eulipotyphla; Soricidae
Gene: GDF10
Product: growth differentiation factor 10
Exons: 3
Coding region: 156-1595 (479 amino acids)
Biological process (GO): BMP signaling pathway; SMAD protein signal transduction; osteoblast differentiation
Cellular component (GO): extracellular region
Molecular function (GO): cytokine activity; growth factor activity
Source: RefSeq, a predicted model, not a curated record
GCUGGAUGCUCACUCGAUCCUUCUCCUUCAUCCUUCUCUGGACCUAGAGCCCAGCUGCUGAGACCACGCGUCUCGCUGGACCGGUUCGGUUGCGCACCCCAUAGCGCCCGCACUCUCUUUCUCUCUUCCCAUUCCUUCUCUUCACCCCAUUCACUAUGGCCCGUGGCCCCUCUAGGAACAGCCUGGGCCCCCAGUGGCUGCCUCUCCUGCCUCUGCUGUUUUUGCUGCUGCUGUUUUGGAAUGCCGGUGACAGCCACAAGACCCUAGCUCAGUCCUCCUGGUCUGGGGUCACCAGUGGCCUGGCUGCAAACAAGAACUCCCAGUGGUCCCACGGGGACAUGGAAGCGGCCGCCUCUCUGGGCCCUGGAGACCAAGACAUGGUCGCUGGCCACAUGCUAAGGCUUUAUGAGAAGUACAGCCGAAGGGGCACAAGGCCUGGAGGGGCCAACACAGUUCGCAGUUUCCGGGGUCGCUUGGAAGUGGUCAACCAGAAAGCUGUGUAUUUCUUCAACUUGACUUCUAUACAGGACUCAGAAAUGAUCCUCACAGCCACAUUCCACUUCUACUCAGACCCCAAGUGGCCCCAGGCACGUGAAGCAACCUGCAAACAGCGGGCCAAGAAUGCAUCCUGUCGCCUGCAUCCCCCUGGCUCGCACUUACGCCAACACCUGCUCUUCCACAGCCUCUCUCAGAACACAGCCUCACAGGGGCUACUUCGGGGGGCCAUAGCUCUGGUACCUCCACUGCAGGGCCUGUGGCAGGCCAAGGACAUCUCCACCAUUGUAAAGGCUGCCCGCCAAGAUGGUGAGCUGCUCCUCUCUGCUCACCUGGAUUCUGGAGAGAAAAGCCUGGGGUUACCUAGGACCAGUCUUCUUGCACCCUACAUCCUCAUCUAUGCCAAUGACUUGGCCAUCUCAGAGCCCAAUAGUGUGGCAGUGACACUACAGAGAUACGACCCCUUCCAGACUGGAGAUCCAGAGUCUAGUGCAGCCCCUAACAGCUCGAUAGACCCCCGAGUGCGCCGAGCUACAGAGGCUAAUGGGCCCAUUCAGAACAAUGAACUGCCAGGGUUGGAUGAGAAACCAGCCCAUGAGCCCCAUCCCCAGCAGUACCACAAACAUGAACUCUGGCCCAGCCCAUUCCGAGCACUGAAGUCCCGGCCUGGCCGUAAGGACCGCAGAAAGAAGGGUCAGGAGCAGUUUUUGGCUUCCACACCAGUACUAGACUUUGAUGAGAAAACCAUGCAGAAGGCCCGGAAGAAGCAGUGGAAUGAGCCACGGGUCUGCUCGAGGCGGUAUCUGAAGGUGGACUUUACAGACAUUGGGUGGAAUGAGUGGAUCAUCUCGCCCAAAUCCUUUGAUGCCUACUACUGCGCCGGAGCCUGCGAGUUCCCCAUGCCCAAGAUUGUCCACCCGUCUAACCAUGCUACCAUCCAGAGCAUCGUCAGGGCUGUGGGUAUUGUCCCUGGCAUCCCAGAGCCUUGCUGUGUUCCUGACAAGAUGAACUCCCUUGGGGUCCUCUUCCUGGAUGAGAACCGGAAUGUGGUCCUCAAAGUGUAUCCCAACAUGUCAGUGGAAACAUGUGCCUGUCGGUAAGAAGAGCCACUCUGGGGUCACAGGAAGUCUCUUACCCAGCCUUUGCCCGAGAAUUCAGCACCCACGAGGCCCUUCUGCAAUGGCGGCUUGAUGAAGGGUAGACCUGAAAAACAGAACAGAAACUACACAUCACCUUUCUGGGCUACACAAAGAUCUUUUCUCUAGAACAUUGUACUGUGGACUUCUGUUGUUACAUCAUAACUCCCUAAAUGCUGAUAUGAAUCUUAACACUCUGAAGGAAUCUGGAAUCAGCCUUGGCUGACCACUACUAUCAUCAAUUUAUCACCUCAGAGAAGGCUUAGGGCAAUAAUCCCUUUAUGUGGAAAGAAGUUGUUUAAAUAAUUGGUUUAAAGCAAUUUGGAUUCAUAUUGAAACUGGAA